Messenger RNA from Plasmodium cynomolgi strain B, 2433 nucleotides. RefSeq lists its product as hypothetical. The transcript is spliced from 6 exons. The record is from RefSeq and is a predicted model, not a curated record. Bases 1 to 2433 code for a protein of 810 amino acids. Lineage: Eukaryota; Apicomplexa; Aconoidasida; Haemosporida; Plasmodiidae.
AUGGACGAACUAUAUCAGCACCUCAAAAUAAUGGAUUACAUCAUCAUAUGCUUCACAAACAAGUAUCGACUUGUUCACAACUAUGUCAAAGGAGUGGCAGAAAUUUUUGCAUUCACGAUUGAAGAAUAUCACAAGCUCAUUCAGAAAAUAUUAUCUCUGUAUAAGGAGAGCCUUUACAACUCUGUCCAUGCUAACCUCCUCCAGCUGAAGAACGAUGUGGAGAGGCAACGGGCGCACGAUAAAAACCUCACGGAGAUAAAGGAAAAUUUAAAGAGGGCAAUCAAACUGACCAAAACGGGUGAAAUUUGCGAGGCAGUGGAAUCUGGAGAGAAGAGGCAAAUUCAAAUGGACCCCACCCUCAAAAUCGACCCCCCCUACGACACGGCAGCCCUGUACAAAUUUAGGCACUACAGGAAUACCUUCCUCAAGAGGUACUCGACGAUAACGAAGAACGACAACUACUUGAAUGCAAAUGAGCAGAGGAAGCGGUUCCUGCGGAAGCUGAAGAGAUCCGCGAAGGUGACCCAAGGGAGGAGUGACCAAGCCGAUGGCAUUUUCAAAGACGAAUACAAAAACAUGACUAGAAUUGUAAGCGAAAAUCAUAUUUUUAGAGAAUCCCAACAACUGAAGGAGGUAUUAAUUGUAAAUAAAUUUCUGAGCAAAGCCAAGGCUAUAGUGAACGACGUGCCUCAGUUUCUGUGCAAGAUUAUUGAAGAAUUCGAGAGGACAGAGUCGGUUGCGCAGGAUAAUAUGUACCUCUUCGUCUUGCUGGCUUUGAACAAGUGGUUCAAGAAGGUGGGUCUUCCUUUUGGGUGGGCUUCCUUUAGAAUAGUCACCGAGUGCGAGCGCUUCAUCUCAUUCAACAAAACUAAGGGGUACAAGAAAAAAACGGAGAGCGUAGAAAUACACAAGAAGAUGAGCGAUUACAUGAAUGACAUCCUGCAAAGGGGAGCCGAGCAAACCAUGAUGUUUAGCGAAGAGAAGGGUCUCUUCCCCUACCCACCAAACAUCAAUUUCAACGUGAAUACAUCCUUCUUAACGUACUUCUUUUUAUAUAUGAACAAGAACUUAUUCGAUUUUGUGGAGUGUUUCUACUCCACCUCUACGAGGAAGAAGCCUGGACAAAAAAGGGUAAAGUUAAUAAAAUGUCAUUCGACAACAAAGGAGAGUAGCCUCUACAUGAGUAGCGACAUGUACAGUUACAAGUUCCGCAACGAACACGACGAAGAUUGCGAGGAGGGGGAGGAGGUCAAGAAGGGGGGCAAGAAGGAGAAGGAGAGCAAGAAGGAGACGAGGAGGAAGGAGGAGGAGAAGAAGAACCCCCAUCUGUCCAAUUUGACCUUCCGCAUUAACCGAGAAGACAUAUACCCCAAUAUAUUUUUAAUCUGUAAUUAUCUCCUACUUGAAGAAACAAAAAAAAUAAUCAACUCGAUUUAUCAAAUUCAGAGAGGCUCCUUUGAUCUCCUUCUAUGCUACGAUGCUUCCGUGAUUAUUCAACUGGUGAUCUGUCUGUUUUCCAACUUGAAGGGGCUCCUCUCCCGGGGUACCUGCCACACGCCGUCAGUUAGGCCGCCAAUCACGAUGCCAACCGCAUCACCAACCACAUCGCCACCCACGCCGCCAACCACGCCGCCACACACAGCUGAAGAGGAGGAACCCUUCUACGAUGAUCUGCGCAAGUGCAUUUCCGAAACGAACAUAAAUUACGUCUCCUCAAAUUCAUACGUCAAAUGUGUAGGACACAUAAGACUGAUGUUUUUAAAUGUGUUGAAAAUAAUUCAUAUCAUGACAAAAGAAGGAGAUAGAAAUUAUGUGUGUACCUUUUGGGACAAGACGGACGUCCUCAUGGGGGGGGAGAACCAACCUGAUGGAGCAUCCCUUACACAUGGAGAGGGACGUGCUAGUGGGGAAGACCAAACUGGGGAGAGAUACACACAAGAACGAGAUUACCUCAUACCUAUAAAAAACGGGUGCACCAAAAAAAACUGCUACUUUUUUCGAGAGGAAAAAGGGGCAGAUAACCCGAAGGAUGGACUAAUGGAACAAACGGAGGAACACACCAAUAGAGCCAUACAAAGGAGGAUACUAUGUUACGAUUUUUACAAGUUAGUGAAAGACCACGUUACGGCGGUUAAGCUACUAAUCGAAAACAGGACCAACAGGGAGGAGUACACGGGAAUUCUCCUCAAGAAGAAUAAUCGGUAUAACAUCGACGGAGGAGUUGGAGGAUCUACCAGAUCUGGCGGAGGCGCCAAGGGAAAGAAGAGUAUGCCUGUGCGGGGACGCCACCCAGCAGUGAGGAAGCCUUCUCAAAGUGUUGGCACGGCGAGCGGGUGGUGGACACGAAACCUGGCAUGCAAAAAAAAGUUUCCGCAAAAUGUGCAGCGGAUCUACUUUACGGCCCACCUGGCCGUAGGAUCUGCGCAAACGUAG